Molecule: messenger RNA, 2604 nt
Organism: Cannabis sativa
Lineage: Eukaryota; Viridiplantae; Streptophyta; Magnoliopsida; Rosales; Cannabaceae
Product: auxin-responsive protein IAA17
Exons: 6
Coding region: 82-678 (198 amino acids)
Biological process (GO): regulation of DNA-templated transcription
Cellular component (GO): nucleus
Molecular function (GO): protein binding
Source: RefSeq, a predicted model, not a curated record
ACACAAACCCACCAACAGUUAAGUCACCUCCAAACAAAACUCUUUUAUUAUAAUUCCCAAAAAUCUCUGCAAACCCCAAAAAUGUCAGCCGGAAACGGAAACCAGUCGUCGGAAUCAGAAUCCGUCGAGCUCAAUUUCGAAGAGACCAAACUAACCUUGGGAUUGCCUGGCGAUACACGUGGCACCAAACGUGGAUUCUCAGAAACCAUUGAUCUUAAUCUUGAUGAAGAUGAAGGUGAUGAAUCAAGCUCUGUUUCAAAACCUCCACCACCAAAGGCACAAAUGGUGGGGUGGCCACCUGUGAGAGGAUCAAGAAUGAAUGUUAUGAAGAAAUGUAAAUUGGUAAAGGUGGGAUUAGAUGGAGCUCCAUAUCUGAGGAAAGUGGAUCUUCAGAUCUAUCAGAGCUAUCAUCAUCUUUUAAUUGCUCUUCAGGGCAUGUUUUCUAGCUGUUUGACCAUUCGUAAUUAUGUGAAUGAGAGAAAACUAAUGGACCCUGUUAGUGGAAUGGAGUAUGUACCAACUUAUGAGGACAAAGAUGGUGAUUGGAUGCUUGUUGGAGAUGUUCCAUGGAAAAUGUUUGUUGACUCAUGCAAACGACUAAGGUUGAUGAAAAGCUCAGAAGCAAUUGGACUAAGUUCGAAAGAGAUAGAUCUUCAAAAUUUAGAAGGCCGGAGUUGAAUUGAUAUAAUAUUAUAAGAAGAAAAAGAAUGAUCAAGCUAUAUCAAAUUAAAUCACAAGAUGAUCAUGUACAGACACGGCUUUUUUUGUUUUGAUGGUUUUUUUUAUUAUUAUUUUUUAUUAAUACUAAAUAUUAAAUAUAUAUAUAAAUACCACUCAAUCUAUUGAUUUGGGUUGGAGGAGAGUUUUGUUAUUUUUUUUUUUUCAUUAUUAAUUAGGACCAAAUAAAUAAGAGAAGCUUUGGUGUAAUUGUUGUUUGUUGUCCCCAUUAAUCAUGAAUCAUGAUCAAUGGGAUUUAACCCAUUUUGUUAUUUUAUUCGUUGUUUGACUUGGAUUGAAAUUGUAUUGUAAUACUUGCUCUUCAUACUCAACAAGAUAUACAUGGAACAAGAAAUUUUUUUAUUUUUAUUUUUAUUUUUUGAGAGGAUGAAAUUAUUUUUUCUUAAUUAAUUUCAUUUUGGUAAAAUGUGAUAAUAUUCAUUAGAAAAAAUAAUCUUUGCAGUUGCAGCCCAUAGAAAUGCUUUCUCCAGCCCAACUUGGGCCCAUGACAAGUUGGCUUUAUGUGUUAAAGAUCUCACCUCUUUAUUUUUUUUUUUCUUUUUUGUCUAAUACAUAUGAGCUGUAAAGUAAAACGUAGAACAAACUUAAAGUUGGCAAUUUUCACACUUUAUAAAAAUAAGGAAGGAAUUUCUUUCCUUUAUAUUUCUCCACUUUGAACGAAAAUUAAAAAAAAAAAAAAUAGAAAGACGUACUUUUAAAAAUUUAUAUUAAAAUAAGGUAUAAAUACAAAAAGUUACAUAAAGGAACCAGCAAAUGUAACUUAAUGAGAAACUAAAAGUUACUGAGUAUACUGUGAUUUGGGAAAAUAAUCUUUAUAUUAUGUUUUCAGUAAUUUAAGUUCGUGUGUAUAACAAAUUAAUGAGAAAAUAAAACAAUGUUUUGCAAUAUUUUUUUAAGAAAAGAAAAAUAAAGAAAUUUAAUUAACAUGUUACAUAUUAAAAUGUAUAACAAAUUCAAAAAUGCAAGGUUAAAAUUGUUGCUAGGAGUGUUUGGUAAAAUAUAUAUAUUUUUUUAAGAAAAAAAAAUGUUGUUAUUUUCAUUUUCGCAAAAUUGUCAAGACAAAUUCUUAAUACUUUGUUACUAUUAUUUAUAUAUUCAAGAAGUUCAUUGCUAAGGAUUUUUUUUUUUUUAAAUUAACCAAUGCCAUUUUAUGAUUUUCUGCUUAUACUAUUCACCAUACCAUUUCAUAAUAUGAUGAUGAUGAUAUAUAUAAUGGCUCAAUCAGCCAUGUUCGAACAUUAAAAGCAAACAUGUGACAGUUCCAUUCCACCUGCAUAUGUGUACCAAAGUUGGGCAAUUAUUUAAUACACUUUGUUGGAUAGUAAAGAGAAGAGAGGAAACACAUUAGAAUUUAAUGAAAAAGAAACCUUCCUACUAACCACCAAAAUUUAAUGAGGAGACAUCCAUUGCCAUCUCACAGCUGUUUUUCAUUUUCUGAAAAUUUACAAUUGAAGCAAAAGGAUUUCACUUUCCCAACAAUAUAUAUGAUCACUAAAUAGUUGCAGAACACAGAAUGAACCAUAAGAAGAAAAAGAAAAAAGACUUAAAAGAAAGAGAUGGAUAGAGUUAGUGCACCACAACUACCACCACCCCAGCAAAAGAUGUCAUUCAGUGAUCAUGUCAAGAAACGACAACAGGAAAAAGGGUGUCUCUCUGCCUGGCUGUUUGUGCUGUCUUGUGGUUGUUGCUGUGAGUGUUGUUAUUGCUGCUGCUGUCAUUAAGAUAUAUAAUUGCUGCUUCAAGCUAUCACAGUUGGAAAGAACAAAGGUUUCUUAUUCCUGUAAUAAGUCUGUAUUUGAUUUCAUUCUUUAGUGAGAUGUCAAAUAAUAAGAAAAAACAUCAUAUAUAUAAAUUACAAGUUGUUUA